AUGAGCGAUAUGGUACCAAAGCUCAGUGAAAUGAGAUCUGGCACUUCGCUUGUGGCAUGCCGAUUUCCGCUCCCUGAAUGUGGUCACUUCCAAUCUAUUGCUCAAAUUGGUGAAGGUAUCGACGCAGUCUACUUCUACAAGUUCUUCACCCUCACUCCGGAACAAUUCAAAACAUAUCAGCUAGAGAGGAAAGAACUAGGAAUAGUUUAUGGAUACCGUUCUAUUCCAAAAGGAGAGCUUGUACGUGAAGAAUCUCAACAGUCUGAUUGA
Molecule: messenger RNA, 270 nt
Organism: Ostertagia ostertagi
Lineage: Eukaryota; Metazoa; Nematoda; Chromadorea; Rhabditida; Trichostrongylidae
Source: the annotation of a GenBank genome assembly